Messenger RNA from Paramacrobiotus metropolitanus, 1863 nucleotides. RefSeq names its product POU domain, class 3, transcription factor 4-like. The coding region runs from base 546 to 1730 and encodes 394 amino acids. NCBI's taxonomy places the organism in Eukaryota, Metazoa, Tardigrada, Eutardigrada, Parachela, Macrobiotidae. The transcript is spliced from 5 exons. The record is from RefSeq and is a predicted model, not a curated record. Gene Ontology annotation, molecular function: DNA-binding transcription factor activity, RNA polymerase II-specific; RNA polymerase II cis-regulatory region sequence-specific DNA binding. Gene Ontology annotation, biological process: regulation of transcription by RNA polymerase II.
CUUAUGCCGCUAACUUGAUGUUUCAAUUGGAUUACGCCAAAUACUUGUCAAUCAUUCCACUCGUACUGGCUCCAAUAGCAUUGCGUUGCGCCAGCAUGGUCGCUUGCGCGCGCGCAAUGUAAGUAACUGGAACUGCCCCGCAGCAUGAUUUUGUGGACGAUCCAUCUAAAUCGUUGCGGCUGUACCGUUUGUGACACAGUUCACUUCAAAACGCCUGCUGACUGGCAAUAACUUUUUGCAUUUGUUUUCGACAAUGCUUUUUCUUGUUGUAUAAUUUCAACCCAUUGACUUAAUAUUGCAGUGUAAAACAGUCCAUUCGCAUUCAGCGGUUGAAUCUGUUUAGUAGCUUUAAUUUGCUCACCAACGGUUUCACUCUUCAACAUCAGUAUUAAUGACGCCUUCAUUUAAGCAGCAAAUCAACCUCUUGGAAUCAUAAUUAAUCAGAUUAAGCUGUUUUAUUCUCCAGUUAAUAUGCGCUUAGCGUAUACAGCGGCAAGUGUGUUUUGAUUGAUUCCCUGCUUAAUUUUCAUGCCGUCGUGUGUAUAAUGGCAACACACCACACGUCGUCGGCAUCACUCCACAAUAAUAAUUACUGCGACACGGUGCGCGCGGGUAUGCACUCAGUUUCAUCGCUGGCAGCAGCUGCUCACAACAUCAACAUCAACCCAACUGCCGCCACAGCAUCCCUGUCGAAUCCGGCAUCGGGCACAUUGUUUAGUAAUCAGACAGCGUAUCCGACGCUGUGGCAACAUCAAGUUAACGCGGCAUCCCACCAUGCUGAAAAUGACUGGAAUAAUGUCCUGCAAAACGGAUUACGUAGCGAUCAAAAGUUCCUAUCUCAUCCUGCCGCUGAUAUGACGUCGGUGACCAAUUUCAAUAAUCGGACAUCGUUACAACCGUAUUGGCAGUUUACCGGUAAUCCAGCGCCCUUUCAGAACACCGCCACCUCGGUAACCACCUAUGGCCAGAACAAUUAUGGUGCACCCAAUGGUAUGGGGACGGCUAGCAGUAUUUUUUCUCAACAAGCGGGGAAUUCGAUAUGGCCCAGUGAUUUCUCCGCAUCAAUGCGCCGCUGCAGUCCCGGCGAUCUGCGGCCUCGACCAUUCGGGCCAGACAUGCUCACUCCAUUGGAGCUGGAUGACCCUGGCGAACUGCCCACCAGCGAUGACCUCGAGCAGUUUGCUAAACAGUUCAAGCAGCGGAGAAUUAAAUUAGGCUAUACACAAGCAGACGUCGGUCUUGCUCUGGGCACGCUGUAUGGCAAUGUAUUCAGCCAGACGACGAUUUGUCGGUUCGAGGCGCUGCAACUUUCGUUCAAGAAUAUGUGCAAGCUCCGUCCUUUACUCGCCAAAUGGCUGGAGGAAGCCGAUAACACUAACAGCAGUCCCGGUAGCGCCAUGCAAGAAAAGCUAGCUGCAGCUGGAAGAAAGCGAAAGAAACGAACCAGUAUAGAAAUAACCGUGAAAGGAGCCUUGGAAAAUUAUUUUCAGAAAAAUCCAAAGCCCAGUGCCCAAGAAAUUACAGCUUUGGCGGAUAGUUUACAGCUGGAGAAGGAGGUAGUUCGUGUAUGGUUUUGCAACCGUCGUCAGAAAGAAAAACGGAUGACGCCGACGCCAAAUCUGUCCGGAAUGGGCGAUGUUGAUCUACAUAAUGGUAGCAAUUCUCAUGAGCACCAACACUGCAGCGAUGAUGCAAACAGUUCUUAUUCAGAUGAUAUUCUUAAUAUGUGAAACUUCUAGCAGUUUUCGGUUGUUUGCCCGGUUUUUAGCUAAAAUUAAAGUCACUUUUUCAAGUGCAACUGUCACCGAUCAUAUAUGUCUGACCUAACUACUAUCAGUUUCAAAAGCACAGUUUGCAAGACAU